UAGAACGCUACAUGAAUUAUACGAGCAUGUGUCGUCAAUGUCAUGCGCCUUAGCGUGCGUUCGCGAAAAAGCGCUUUCCGCUAUCAACCCGCGGGUGUCGACCACGUGAUUUUGACAGUCAAUGUAAAAAGCCGGUCUUAAUAAUGCAGUACGCUUGAAGCGGUGAAAGUGUUUUUAUUACUGAUAAUAUAAUUAAUUAGCCGGCGAUGUUUUGAACGAUGACCGUUUAGAUCAAAGGAUUAAGAUCAAAGGUGACACUUAAAUAUUAUCACUACGUGCAAUAUGGAGUGUUUCCGACUAAAUCUCUGUUCAAGACGUGAAUUGAAUUUUGGGUACAUCUGGCUAGUUCUUAUAUUGUCUGCUACAAUAUGUUCAGCCAACGACGGCAUAUUUGGAUCAAAAUAUCCGAACGAUAUUCCGGAAUACGACUUGCUGCACGCUAUUGGGGUUCCAUUCAGCAACCCGAAGACUCAAUAUUUCGACGAAGGCCUUGAUGGUUUCCCUGCGUAUGGCCUCAAACCGGGCUCCGAUAUUAAAUCACCGUAUAGGCUUUUCAUGCCCGAGAAACUGUAUGCGGAAUUUUCAAUAACCGCUACCGUCCGACCUGCAAACAAAGACGGUGGAUUUCUCUUCUCCGUAGUAAACCCUUUGGAAACUGUCGUCCAAUUGGGCGUCCAAUUAAUACCAUCUGGCCCGGGACUGACAAAUAUCUCUCUUCUAUAUACCGAUGCUAAUAUUUACGCUUUGAGUCAAACUAUUGCUUCCUUUGUCGUGCCAUCGUUUUCUAAAAAGUGGAGCCGGUUUGCCCUAAAAGUGACAACGCAUAAUGUUACAUUGUUUCUGAAUUGUCAAGAAUUUGAUACAUUAAUGGUAAAGAGAAAUCCAAUUGAACUUGUUUUUGAUUCUGCCUCGACACUAUACGUGGGGCAAGCGGGGCCGCUUAUAAGAGGAGCAUUUCACGGUGCGUUUCAAGAACUGAAGCUCUAUGGAUCUCCUUCUCAAGCUGAGGUGCAAUGCGUUAAUACUUUUGAGGAAAUAGACAGAAGCAGUGAGGGCGACGAGAUAGAUAUUGACAAUUUCUUGGUGGACCAAGAAGAAGGCGACGCGGAGGGCUCUGGUCGUUACGGCACCAUACCACCGUUUCCGCCACCUCCACCCGGCUUAGAUGGAUAUCCCUUACGUCUUCGUGGAGAAAAGGGAGAUCGAGGACCGAGGGGACCCCCAGGGGAGUCAAUACGUGGACCACCUGGGCCACCAGGGCCGCCUGGUCCCCCAGGACAACCAGGAACUGCAACGACUACUGAAAUGUCAGGCUCUGGUGAUGAUAAGAACAGGGUCGUGCAAAUAUUUGGCGAAAACUACGCAUCGUUGGGUCAAUGUGGUUGCAAUUCGAGCGUUUUAUUAGCACUUCUUGAGAGUGCUCCAGAGCUGCAGGGUCCACCCGGUCCACCUGGCAUGGUUGGAGCUGAUGGGCGAACUGGUGCACCAGGAAUCGCUGGCCAACCAGGUAUGCCUGGUGAGAGAGGACCUAUGGGAUUGCGUGGAGAAAAAGGUGAUCGAGGUGACGAUGGACCAAGAGGUCUUGAAGGGCAACCAGGAUCAAAGGGUGAGCCUGGUGUAGACGGCAGACCAGGUAUCCCUGGUCCAGCCGGUCCACCAGGUCCACCAAGGUCAUCUGAUUACAGCAAUUUCGAUUCAAAUUGGAAGCCUAGACAAAUAUAUAAGGAGUCGCUGUUUGGAUCUCACGAUAGUGCUAUUGGCAGACCUGGUGCCCCAGGGCCAAAAGGAGAUUCAGGUCAGCCAGGACCAAUGGGUCUGCAGGGUGAACGAGGAUUCCCUGGUCAGAAAGGAGAAAGAGGACAAAUAGGACAAACGGGAUCCAAAGGAGAUCGUGGACAUCCUGGAUCCAAAGGUGACCGUGGAUUGAAAGGUGAUAGAGGUGGUCCCGGAUUUGAUGGACGCCCUGGUCUUCCAGGUGCCAAUGGUAGAGGAGGAGAAAAGGGCGAGAAAGGGGAGCGUGGAACACCGGGACCACCUGGCCCACCAACAUUGCCAACUGGACUAAUUGCCUCAGAAGAAUCAGGAUUCCUUGCGUCUAGUCAACGACAAAUAGCUAGGGGUGACAAAGGUGAAAAGGGCGAGAAGGGAAGCCGAGGUAAUGAUGGCACUCCAGGAUUUCCGGGCAAAGAUGGCAAACCCGGUGAACGAGGUGAUAUUGGGCCAUCAGGAAUGCCCGGUAUUUCAGGUCCACCUGGAUCACCAGGACUUAAAGGCGAAAGAGGUGAAAGAGGGCCACCGGGUCCAGUUAGCAUAACUUCAGCUACAGGUGCUGAGAUCUUUACUCUCAAGGGUGACAAAGGUGAUGCUGGCUUACGCGGUAGAAGAGGAAGACCUGGCCCACCCGGUCCAAAAGGUCCUCAAGGAUUCCAAGGCGUACCCGGGCCACCAGGCAAAACUGGUGAUAAAGGAGAAAUUGGAUUACCUGGAUGGAUGGGACGUCCAGGUACGUUGGGACCUCCUGGAGUGGCUGGACCUGUGGGACCUAAGGGAGAGAAAGGUGAUCCAGGUGUUAACAUUUUAGAUGUUUCAAUGUUCAAAGGAGAAAAAGGCGAUCGUGGAGCUGAUGGUAUACCAGGAUUAAAAGGAGCUCAGGGACCAGCUGGUCCGCCAGGUCUUCCAGCAACUAGAUCUGAACCCAUUCAGUACGUUCCUGGGCCCCCUGGACCACCGGGUCUUCCUGGAUCACCCGGGAUCCCUGGUAUAUCAAUAGUAGGUCCGAAAGGUGAACCCGGUGUUAAUUACAUUGAAGAACCAGUUCAUGGCAGUACGAAGUUUUAUGGUAGACCAGUCCCGAAAAGUCCACUUGAUGAAUUAAAGGCUUUAAAAGAAUUGAAAGAUCUUAAAGAUAGAAACAGAGAUCGUACAACAUACCCUGGAACCGAGUCGAGAUCACAUUAUGAGGAACCUAACACAAACAAAAAUGUUCCUGGUGCAGCUGUAUUUUCAACGACAGAAGAAAUGAUGAGGCUGGCGUCAUCAAGUCCACUGGGUGCAUUGGCUUAUGUUAUUGAAGAACAAGCUCUUUUCGUAAAAGUGAAUUCUGGCUGGCAGUAUGUUUUGUUGGGGUCGCUCGUAACACGAUCUGCGCCUGUGACCACUACCGUGGCCCCUCAAACGCCACCGAUGCUUGCAGCGAGCUUAGUCCACAUACCGCAGAUAUCAAACUUGGUCGACAACUCGCCACCAUUAACACCCGUGGGACCUACUCUCCGCUUAGCCGCUUUAAAUGAACCAUUAUCCGGCAAUAUGCAUGGAGUGCGACGAGCUGAUUAUGCUUGCUACAGACAAGCGAGGCGAGCUGGUUUAAAAGGCACCUUUAGAGCUUUCCUUACUAGCAGAAUUCAAAAUCUGGACUCCACAGUUCGAUAUUCGGACAGACAUUUACCCGUUUUGAAUAUCCAAGGAGACAUACUGUUUAAGUCUUUCUCGGACAUUUUUGAUGGUAACGGCGGUGUUAUGGUUGGACCACCCAAGAUAUAUAGCUUCAGUGGCAAAGAUAUUAUGACGGAUACAAAUUGGUCUCAGAAGCUGAUAUGGCAUGGGUCACACGCGAGCGGUGAACGCGCUCUAGAUAACUUUUGCGAGGAAUGGCAGAACGGUGAUCCUACAAGCAGAGGAAUGGCCGCCUCUCUAUAUUCCCACAAGCUGCUAUCACAGGAGAGAUACUCCUGUAACAAUCACUUUGCGGUGCUCUGUAUAGAAGCCACUUCACACAUCAGCGUACGAAGAAGGAGAGACGCUUCUAGGUAUAAUAAAACGUCGCUGUUAGAUGAUGAAGAUUACCUUUAUAAUGCUGAAGAAUAUCAACAACUGCUUAAUGAGAUAUUUGCUCAACCUUUUAGAGAAAAUUAGUAUGAUUUAUAAUAAUUUGUAUUUAAUAGAAAACCAACCAGUAUCGCCCCCACACGAGACACAAAUGUUAUAAGUAUAAAUACGAACAUUCCUUUUAAUAAGGUUCGUUAUGGUUUUACUUAUAAAAAAAUACAUUUUUUUCUGUAUUAAUUAAA
Molecule: messenger RNA, 4067 nt
Organism: Nymphalis io (European peacock)
Lineage: Eukaryota; Metazoa; Arthropoda; Insecta; Lepidoptera; Nymphalidae
Gene: Mp
Product: collagen alpha-1(XV) chain-like
Exons: 30
Coding region: 283-3912 (1209 amino acids)
Source: RefSeq, a predicted model, not a curated record